AUAGCCGUUUGGGCAAGAACUCUUUGGUCCCUUCCGUUUUUUCUUUUUUUUAAACUCUUUUGGCCUCUUCCAUUUUUUUAAAACUCUUUUGGUCUUUUCCAUUUAUUUUUAAAGGUCUCUUUCAUCUAAGUGCUGUUUCUUUACUCAACCUCUAGGUUUCUAUAUUGGAGGAUACGUUUUGCUGAGUUCGAGAGACGAAGAAGACUAGGGCUUUUGAGAUGGAUAGUCUGCGAAAUCUAUUACCCUUUUCAACGAUCGGUAGUGACCUGAGAGAAUCAAAGGAUCUUGUUCAGAGACUCUCAGUGCCCGAGAGCACAAAGACCUUUGUGUUUGCAAUCAAAGUCCCCGAGCAUGAUUCCACCAUCUACUUACUCUCUGUCCAGAACUUAUCUCAGAGAUCUGCUGCUGAUGCCGAGUGUCUUAUACGUGAACUCCGUCCUGAUGCUGUCGUGGCUCAGGUGAACCCUUCAGAUUUUGGAGAAGUAGAGGAGGGCUCAAUCCCAACUUCAGCUUUUAAAGUUGUUACACGCUGUCUUUCAGACGAGGGUCUUAACAAAGAAAAGUACCAAAGCGUUGCGGGGAACUUGGUUACGGAGGAGAUUUUUGGGACGAGUUAUAAUGCACAUCUAUUGGCUGCUAAGAAGGUUGCUGAGGAGGUUGGCUCAACCUUUACGGUACUUGAUUCUCCUUUUGUUAUGGAAGGUCUGACUAAAUCUCUCACAAGACAAGAUUAUUAUUUUGGCUCUCCUUUAGGGUUUCGGAUAAGCAAUGAUCAACAGACACUGAUGCAGAGACUCUUCUCUUGGCAUAUCACUCAGCUCGGUAAUGAGAUAGAAUCUGAUGAUAGUCCUGAGGUUCCACCGUUUGCUCUUUCCGUUUAUAGCUUACUUGUCGAACUUCAUAACAUAUUUAAUGAUCUCCCAGCUAUUAGGAAAGCUCUAGGCAGUGCCACAAAGAUGUUGUCUGAUGUGAAUAACGGUGAAGCCGUUGAUGCAGAGUCUCUUUCUAAAGUUCACCUUUUCAGGCUUGCGGUCGAAGGUCUUAGGAUUGCUUUGAACAAAGCUGGUCGGCUAAACAACGUCAGGAACCUAGGAACCCAAGUUCAGUUUUCAAAGCUCUCUUCUGUGGACAAAGCUUAUGCACUUAUGGCGGAUGAUCUUCGUGGUCAGGCUAAGAAGUUCAAGAGUAUAGUAGCGGUGGUAGACGCAGGUAACCUCGCAGGUCUUAGGAGGCACUGGAGGACUUGUGUUCCUCAACAAGUCAAAGAUAUGUCGACAGAGCAUACGGUGCAGGAUCUUGAUAGCAAUAAUGAUGAUGAUUCAAAGCUAAAACCGGCGGUGGCGGUUGGUGGUGCAGUGGCUUUAACACUACCAUCAAAGGCCAGGUUCUUGAGCCUUUUCUUGACACGCAAGGCAUUGGCAUUUACCAAAGUGUUGUAUCCCUCAGCAAUGAGGGCAAUGUUUCUGGUGAAAUCAUCGUUAUUAUCCGGCGAGAGAAUCAGAGGAGUAACACAGUAUGUUCUGACUUCAGCUGAAGGUACUAGCUUGGAUGCCACGAGAGCUGCAUUCUAUGCGAUGAUGAUGCGGAAGAGACUAGCAAAACCUAUCGGGGCCUUACCAGUGGCGGUGUUUGGAGCCGGUCUUGCAACUUGUGCGGGGUUGCUCUGCUGCGAAGAUGGGAUCGAAUGUGCGGCUCUGACUAUUCCCUCAGCUUCUUCGAUUGCAAAACUUGGUCGAGGGAUUCAGAACUUGCAUGAGGCGUCUCUGGAAGUGACAAGGAGAGGAAACACCAAGGUAGAUAAGACAGUGGGGGCUCUUAGUCAUAGGCUGAGGGACUUAACGCUUAAUUAUUUAAAUUUCAAACCAAAUCUGGUUCGUUUUAUUUGUAGACGUUGUAUCAAAUAAGACGCAUAUUUUUUUUUUA
Raphanus sativus (radish) is the source of this 1923-nucleotide messenger RNA. RefSeq lists its product as uncharacterized. Lineage: Eukaryota; Viridiplantae; Streptophyta; Magnoliopsida; Brassicales; Brassicaceae. The record is from RefSeq and is a predicted model, not a curated record. Bases 219 to 1904 code for a protein of 561 amino acids. The transcript has a single exon.